CAAACAUUCUCGUUUCCACUCACUAUCAACUCUCUCCCCUUCCUUUCCCUCUCAACAGAGUUUUUUUUUUGUUUUUUCCUCCGUUUGGCACAAGAAAUAUAUGGAUCAAAUCAAGCAACACAACAACCAAACUCUGGUUCAAUUCAGCCAAUUCCACAUCUCAAGGAAAUCAAUCCAAAUUCUACUCUUCUCCAUCUCUUUAUUUUCCUUCCUACUUUCUUGUUCCCCAUUGGGUCAUUUUCUCAGUUCAUUUUCCAUGCAACUCUUCAGCUACACCAGUGAUAGAAACUACAUGUUUCUUUUCUGCAAUGGAAUUCUUGUUUUCUUGAUUAAAAACUCCGGUAUGACCGACACUUGUUCAUCGAGUACUGAUCCCAAUUACGAGCAUGCAAAGCAGGACAAAAAUGAAGAUGAGAGAGAAAGAGAAUGUGAGAAUUUGGUUACAGAUGGAGAUGGUGAAAGUGAAAUCUUGACAACCCAAGAAGGUGGAAUUGAAGAAGAAGAAGAAGAAGAAGAAGAAGAAGAAGAAGAAGAGGAAAAUGGGUUGUUGAGUGCAGAGGAAUUGAACAAGAAAUGUGACGAUUUCAUUAGGAAAGUGAAAGAGGGAAUCAAAAUUGAAGCUCAACAACUGAUCAUAGUUUAGAUUGUUCUGUUUUGUUUCAUAUUCCUUUUUUGUGUAAUUAGAAAUAAAAAUAAUGAAAAAAUUCAAAAACAUUUUAGACUCUGUUUA
Molecule: messenger RNA, 730 nt
Organism: Camellia sinensis
Lineage: Eukaryota; Viridiplantae; Streptophyta; Magnoliopsida; Ericales; Theaceae
Source: RefSeq, a predicted model, not a curated record